GCGAAUUUCAAGGUGACAUCUUUCCAAAUUCUAUCCAGACACAGCUUCACCCAAACAGCCAUCCAUCAUGGCCUCGAUCGCGGCAUCUUUGGCGUCGGCCCUCCCGAAACCCAAGUACACUGGAGAAGAUGAAGAUAUACCUUCGCGCGCCCAACAACGCGGCCCGCGUAUCGUCGGGGCUGGCCAGCUGGACGAGACGCAAAUCGUGCUGAAGCGAUCCGGCCCUCCUCCCUACCAGCAGCGAGCAGGAUGGCGACCGCGAGGACCCGAGGACUUUGGCGACGGCGGCGCGUUUCCCGAGAUCCCGAUUGCUCAAUACCCUCUCGACAUGGGAAAGAAGGGGGCGACAACCAGCAACGCGCUCGCCAUCCAGGUCGACAGCGAGGGCAAGCUCGACUACGGGGCCAUUGCGCGUCAAGGCCACAGCGAAAGCCGAAUCGUUCACACCUCGUUCAAGGACCUCAUUCCUCUUCGCCAACGCGCAGAUGCGGGCGAGAUCGACCUGAGCAGGCCGAGUCAAGAAGAGGUGGCAGCGACGGCGGAAAAAACAAAGAACGCGCUGGCGGCCUUGGUCAGCGGCGCCGUAGCCUCGCAGAAGCCGAAGACCCUCAGCGUCGGGAGGCGAAACGACCCUACAUUCGUGCGAUACACGCCGGCAGACCAGAUGGGAGACCACUCUAAGAAGCAAGACCGUAUCAUGAAGAUCGUCGAGAGACAGAGAGAUCCGCUGGAGCCCCCCAAGUUCAAGCACAAGAAGAUUCCCCGCGGCCCCCCAAGCCCGCCUCCUCCGGUCCUGAGGUCGCCGCCACGGAAGUUAACGGCCAAGGACCAGGAGGAUUGGCGCAUCCCCCCACCGGUGUCCAACUGGAAGAACCCCAAGGGUUUCACGGUCCCUCUGGACAAGAGAUUGGCAGCCGACGGGCGCGGGCUGCAGGACGUGGCGAUCAACGACAAGUUCGCCCAGUUCUCCGAAGCCCUGUACGUCGCGGACAGGCACGCCCGCGAAGAGGUCAGGCAGCGUGCAGCCAUGCAACAGCGCCUGGCGGAGAAGGAAAAGGCACAAAAGGAAGAGAACCUUCGGAUGCUGGCCCAGAAGGCUCGCGAAGAGCGUGCCGGCGCCGGCAGGCGGGACUCGAGGUCACGGUCGCGUUCGCGGUCACGCAGCUACAGCGGCUCCGACUCGGAGGACUCGGAGGACUCGGAGAUCCGGGAAAGAGAGAGAGCGAGGAAGGAGAGGAUGCGCGAAGAGGAGAGGAAGCUCCGGCAAUCACGCAUGGGAGCCGAGAGGAGGGUCCAGGUCAUGGCCAGGGAGCAAAACCGAGACAUUUCAGAGAAGAUCGCCCUCGGCCUCGCCAAACCCACACAGUCCAAGGAAACCAUGUACGACUCGAGGCUGUUCAACCAGUCGAGCGGCUUCGACAGCGGUUUCAACGAGGACAACCACUACGACAAGCCGCUCUUUGCGGCACAAGAAGUCAUCAGCAGCAUCUACCGGCCAAGGGCCAACAUGGAUGACGAAGAGGACGAGGCCGCGGGCGACAGGGAGAUGGCCAAGAUUCAGAAGUCUAGCCGCUUCGGCGAGGCUCUGGGCAGAGGCACUUUCAAGGGCACAGAAGACGUUGAGGCAAGGGAGGGUCCCGUGCAGUUCGAGAAGGACGCGGGAGAUCCUUUCAACGUUGACAAGUUCCUGUCCGAGGUGGAGCAAAACUCUUCGUCGAAGAGGGGAUACGGACUUCAGGACGACGAUUCCCGGCAGCCCAAGCGGGCGCGGGUAGAAGAGGACGACGACGAGUAGAGAGGCGGAAUCAACAUAGGAGCACUCCGGCAGUGAGGUCCGUUGCAGGACAGGGUGGGAGUUUUUUUGGCUGGCACAUGGAGAUGACGGCUCAUCCAUAGCAUUAGAUACGGGCCGUAAGCUGCGACAUUGCAGGCGCUUCAAUGCGGCAUGAUGCAAGAGAAGUAAAGAAAAAAGGAAAAGAAAAAAGGUAAUUUGAUGAGCUAGCUGUGUACAGAAGCCGUUGCGAGGCUCGGUGACGGGAGACGGCGGCUGCCUGCGCAGACGCGGCCGGUUUUUGAAGGGCAGGGAACCGAUCUGGCGAGCUCGCAGCGACGUUUGUCGUUUCAGGGAACGUCGAGUUCAUGCGGACCUGGUUCUAUUGUUUGGCGGUUCUGCUCCGGCUCGACGAGUUAAAGCCGAAAACUGGACGGGACCCAAGGGGAGAG
Molecule: messenger RNA, 2223 nt
Organism: Colletotrichum navitas
Lineage: Eukaryota; Fungi; Ascomycota; Sordariomycetes; Glomerellales; Glomerellaceae
Product: SKIP/SNW domain-containing protein
Exons: 2
Coding region: 68-1795 (575 amino acids)
Biological process (GO): mRNA splicing, via spliceosome
Cellular component (GO): spliceosomal complex
Source: RefSeq, a predicted model, not a curated record